UUGUUUCAAAACCCCCCAAAACCCAAGGGCUAAUCGGGCAACCUCCUUCCCCACGCCGCCGCCGCCGCGAUGCCUCCUCCCUUCCCGACGGCGACCGCCGCCGCCUCCACCACCUCCCACCUCGCCCUCCUCCUCCUCCUCUCAUCCUCCUCCGUCUUCUUCCUCUACAAGUCCCUCCGCCUCCGCCGCAACAACCCACCAUCCCCUCCUCCGGGCCAGGGCCCCGCCCCAACCCCGACCCUCCUCUACGCCUCCGCCACCGGCACCUCCAAGGCCCUCGCCGCCGGCCUCUCCCGCCGCCUCGCGGAGGCCGGCGUCACCGCCCACCCCGCCGACGCCGCGGCCUUCGACCCGGACGACCUCCCCUCCCUCCCGCUGCUGCUGCUCGUGCUCCCCACCCACGACGGCGGCGCGCCCCCUCCCGCCGCGGCCUUCCUCGCCCGCUGGCUCGAGGAGUCCGCCGCCGACUUCCGCGCGGGGGCGGCGCUGCUGUCGGGGCUCCGCUUCGCCGUCUUCGGCGUCGGGUCGCGGGCCUACGGGGAGACGUUCAACGCCGCCGCGAGGAGCUUCUCGCGGUGGCUGCGCGCGCUCGGCGCCGCCGAGGUGGUCGCCGUCGGGGAGGGUGACGUGGAUGGUGGGGAUCUCGAGGUCGUGUUCGAGGAGUGGUGUGGGAGGGUGGUGAGGGUGGUGAAAGGGGAGGAGAUCGGAGAGGGGCACAACGGAGAGAGCGAUGGCUUUGAUGAGUUGGAAGAGGAGGAAUCCGAUGAUGACGACGACGAAGAGGAGGUCGAUGGCGGGGAGGUCGACAUGGAGGACAUUGCCGGGAAGGCACCGGCGGCAAGGAGGCGGAAUGGGAAGGUGGAGGGGGCUUUGUCCAACGGAGGGGAGAAUGGUGUGAGGGACAUGGUCACUCCAAUCAUCAGGACGAGUUUAGAGAAGCAAGGUUACAAAAUUAUCGGUUCUCAUAGUGGGGUGAAGAUUUGUAGAUGGACAAAGUCACAACUCCGAGGCCGCGGAGGGUGUUACAAGCACUCAUUUUAUGGCAUAGAAAGUCACAGAUGUAUGGAGGCAACUCCAAGUCUGGCCUGUGCAAAUAAGUGUGUGUUUUGUUGGAGGCAUCACACAAAUCCUGUUGGGAAGAGUUGGAAAUGGAAGAUGGAUGAUCCUCUCGACAUUGUUAAUGCUGCAAUUGAUCAACACACAAAGAUGGUUAAGCAGAUGAAAGGGGUACCAGGAGUAAAGCCAGAGAGGCUGGCAGAGGGUCUAUCUCCUAGACAUUGUGCAUUAUCUCUGGUCGGGGAACCGAUUAUGUAUCCAGAGAUAAAUGUUCUGAUCGAUGAGCUACACCGCAGACACAUAUCUACAUUUCUUGUCACUAAUGCACAGUUUCCUGAUAAGAUUAAGACACUGAAACCAAUCACUCAGCUGUAUGUCAGUGUGGAUGCAGCUACAAAGGAAAGCUUGAAAGCUGUCGACAGACCAUUAUUUUCAGACUUCUGGGAGCGUUUUCUGGAUUCACUGAAGUCACUGCAUGACAAAGAUCAACGAACUGUCUACCGGCUGACAUUGGUUAAAGGCUGGAAUGCAGAAGAGAUAGAUGGUUAUGCAAAGUUACUAAGCCUUGGCCAACCCGAUUUCAUUGAAAUCAAGGGUGUGACAUAUUGUGGCUCGUCAGCAACUUCCAAGUUAACGAUGGAAAAUGUCCCCUGGCACUCUGAUGUAAAAGAUUUCUCAGAGGCUUUGGCAUUAAAAAGCGGUGGCGUGUAUGAAGUAGCUUGUGAGCAUGCUCAUUCAUGCUGUGUUCUACUUGCAAAGGUGGAUAAGUUCAAGAUCAACGGCAAAUGGCAUACCUGGAUAGAUUAUGAUCGAUUCCAUGAACUGGUGACAUCCGGAAAGCCUUUUAGGAGCCAAGAUUACAUGGCUCUCACACCUUCCUGGGCUGUCUAUGGUGCAGAGGAAGGUGGCUUUGAUCCAGAUCAAUCUCGUUACAAGAAAGAAAGACGUCAUGGUGCAGCAGCGCUCAAAGACUAACCUAUCUCCAAUCAUUACCAAUUUUGUUACCAAGCCCUCGGAUUGCUUCCUUGAAGGACUAACCUAUUUUCUAGAUUUCAAUAGUCAAAAUUUUGCGGUGGCCUUUUCCAUUUCAUGGAUCUGUCUGUGUGUAUCAAUCCGUUCCUGGAUUAAUUGUGUACGCCAUAGGCCUAUACUAAAUAUUUUACAACAUGGAGCUCUGUUUUAUUUCUCUGACCAGAUGGUUUAAAAAUGUUGUGAUGUUUUUCGUGAUCUUCAGUGAAAUGUAGCUUCCCGGUGCUUUGAUGAA
Messenger RNA from Oryza sativa Japonica Group (Japanese rice), 2320 nucleotides. NCBI's taxonomy places the organism in Eukaryota, Viridiplantae, Streptophyta, Magnoliopsida, Poales, Poaceae. The record is from RefSeq and is a predicted model, not a curated record.